Molecule: messenger RNA, 486 nt
Organism: Thelazia callipaeda (thelaziosis nematode)
Lineage: Eukaryota; Metazoa; Nematoda; Chromadorea; Rhabditida; Thelaziidae
Source: the annotation of a GenBank genome assembly
AUGAUCUUAUUGGAUAGUUCACGCUCCCUCAGGCUUCAGCUUAUUAACAGCAUUGCUCAUGUAAUACUUGGAGCGCAAAGCUCACCAAUACUUCAUGCAAUUCGUCGACGUUCUAAAGUAGAAAACAAUUUAGGAAUAACAGAGGACGGUCUGCCUAAAGACUAUCGCCUCCAAGUUUUUAAGGUAGGCAGUCGACGCCUCGACACUAUUAUUAGCAGGGCAGUUGGUAAGGGGCGAGGACAAGCUGAAAAACUGAUCUUAACUAACAAAGUCCAAGUUAAUGAAGAAAAUGUUGCGAAGAAAUCGGCGUAUCAUAUACAAGAAAACGAUGUGAUCGAUAUAUGGAAACAACCAGUAGAAGAUAAUAUGAAAUUUGCUGAAGUUCAAAGGAUCGAGAUAGUAAAUUAUACAUUAACCGAUUCCGGCUAUGAUGUCACUUUGAAAUCGUGGAAAAAUUUUUAUGUGCAUAAUUGGCGUGAUAAGUAA